UUGCUCAUAAUGAAUCACAGUUAUGCAUAGCAUUCGGUUCUAGAUUUUGUUAGCAUUAACGGCGGAAUAUAACCGUUCCGGCAGAAAAUAUCAACGUCGGCGAUGGAUAGGAUCGGAAAUUUACCAAACGAGAUCCUAAUCCACAUUCUCUCUUUCAUUCCCACCAAACAAGCCGUAUCCACAAGCAUUCUUUCAAAGAGAUGGAUUCAUCUAUGGCGUUCUGUUCCCAUUCUUCAUUUCUUCGAUACCAAAUUGAAAACCCUAGCAGACAAUUAUAGCUUCAACGAAUUCCUUUACUCCAUUAUACUCUUUCGAGAAUCCGCUAGUAAUCAUUCCGUCAACAGUUUCUUCCUCGACAUCGAAUACAAUUCGCCGAAACUCGCAUUUCGUCAUGGCAUUCCCAAUGUCAUAAAUUGGAUUAAUUAUGUAGUUGAACGGAAAGUUCAAUUUCUCAAUCUCUAUUUAGAUGUUGUUGUUGGUGGUGGUAAUAUUCAAAAACCCCCAAAUUUGCCUAUUAGUGUAUUCACCUGUGAAACCCUAGUGGUUCUUAAGCUUAAUUGGUUAUCUAUGGAGGAAGGUUUUUCUUUUAAUUUUGAGGGUUUUCCAUUGCUUAAAGUUCUGCAUUUGAAAAAAAUGUACUUUGAUGAAUAUGAAGAAUUUAUUUUGCUUCUAGCUGGAUGUCCUGUUCUUGAAGAUUUACUUGUAUCUGAUAUAAAAUUUCGGAGUUUGGAUUUGGUACCUGCUUUUGAAUUUGAUCAAGUCUUUAAAAGCUCAAGCUUAAACAAUUUGACUGAAGUGUAUAUUAGAGACUGUUAUUUUCAUUUUUGGGUGAAAGCACUUUCAAAUUCGAAGUUUCUGAGCAUAGGAUUUUGGAAGGACUAUCAUUGUAAUGACUUUCCUGUUUUCCAUAAUUUGACGCACUUGGUGCUUAACUAUAAUUGGGAUAGAGUUGUGGAAGUGCUCCGACACUGCCCUAAGCUUCAAAAUCUCAACUUUUGUCAGAAUAUGCAAAGUGGUUCAGAUGAGCACAUUAUAGAAAAUUGGGUAGAUCCGGAAUCUGUUCCACAUUGCCUUUCAUUAAACCUAACAACUUGCACUCUCUGGGGAUUUGCACUUACAAGCUUACAAGGUGACUUUAUGUUAGCAAGAUAUAUUCUAAAGAAUGCAAGAGUUUUACAAACCAUGAAAAUCUCAUGUGUUAGGGAAAUGUUGCCUGAAAUUGAAAAUAAAUUGUCCUCAUGCCACAGGGCCUCUGCAACAUGUCAACUUUCAUUUUAUCGACACCUCUGUAAAGAAGAAGAAGAAGAAGAAAUGCAGCGACCGAGAAUUUCAUCACCGACGGAUACAAUCAGCACUUUACCGGACGAAAUCCUUUGCCGAAUUCUCUCUUUCCUCACAACCAAACAAUCAGUUGCAACAACCGUUUUGUCCAAACGGUGGACUCAUCUAUGGCACCAUGUUCCCGUUCUUCACUUCCCUAACAUCACAAUCAACACCGUCGAAUCCAAUUUCCGUUUCAACGAAUCUGUUUACUCCGUUUUAACCUCUCGCGACACCGCCGCAGCCUCUCAUUUCAUAGACACUUUCCAUCUCGAUAUUCAAUACGGUAAUUCUCAUCUUGCUUAUAAUUUAGGGUUUCCCAAUCUCACCAAAUGGAUCAACCUCGUUGUUCAACGUAAACUUAAAUAUCUUCAUUUCAAUCUCCAUGUGCCACUUCCUUAUAAUUUUGUUGGUUUUCCAUAUCACCCAAAAUUGCCUGUUAGUAUCUUCACCUGUAGAACACUUGUAAGUCUUAAUCUCCGUUGGUUUCGUGUCGAGGGUUUUUCUUUUUCUUCGAAUGGAUUUCAAUUUCCCUCACUCAAAACUCUUCAUUUGAGAUUCGUUAAGUUUUCAGAAGUUCGAGAUUUUAUGUUGCUUUUAACUGGAUGUCCAAUUCUUGAGGAUUUGAAAGCUUCUCAUAUAUACUUCUUUUGUGCCGAAGAUUCUGUUACUGUUCAAGAGUUUAAGAGAUUAACCUUACCUAAAUUGAUUAGAGCUGAUGUGAGUCAAUGUUGGUGUUCGUGUUAUAUGGCGAAAGCACUUUCUACUUCGGUGUCUCUCUGCAUAGAAACAUCCUGGUUGUUGUGCACAAAAGACUACAGAGUUUACAAGGUGAAUAAACUGAAGCCGCCUUCUGAUGACAUUCCCAUCUUUCAUAAUUUAACGCACUUGAAGCUCCACAAUAAUUGGGAUUUGGUACUACAAGUACUCCACCAUUGCCCCAAGCUUCAAAAUCUUCAACUUUAUCAGGGGUUAUACGAGGCAAUGUUGAAUGAAGAAGAUGAUCAAGAAAAUUGGGUGGAACCAAAACUUGUUCCCCAAUGCCUUUCAUCAUACCUUAGAACUUGUACUAUUCAACACUUAUCAGGCCCAAAAUUUGAACUCAUGUUAGCCAAAUAUAUUUUGAAAAAUGCAAGACUUUUGCAAACCAUGACAAUCUGGACCACAAGGGAACUGCCUGAAAUUGAAAGGAAGUUGUCCCCAUGCCCAAAGGCCUCUGCAACAUGUCAACUUUCAUUUAUGGAUAGCGUAUAGACUAUAUUUGAGCCUCAGGAAACGGCUGAGUCUUGGUGGUUACUUGAAAGGAGAAAGACAGGCUUUUGACGAUUUCACACUGAUGCAUGAUUUAGCACUGAUUAGGAACACCAUGUAUAUAGAAUGCCCAAAACUUCACCUCUCUAUCUGCGAUCUCUCUCUCGCUCACCUUUCAGCUUCAAAUAUUGGAAUACUCCUGAUUAAAUGUUUUCUUUAUAUUCUCUCCCACUUUCAGUCUUGCCCUAAAUUUUUCCCUUUCCAUCUCUUUCGCCGGCGAGAAAAAAUGGUGGAAGAUCUGCCUUUGCAUUCUCACAUUGUAUAUCAUGGCAAUCCUCUGAAUCCAUUUAAGAUAUUAAACCUUGUACUUAGCCGUAAUUCCGCUGCCUUGUUAUUUUUUGCUAGACAAUAAUAAAAUAGUAGCUCCCCCAUCUGAAACAAUCCAUUGUUAAUAAGCUUGGAUUUUGCACUGCAUCUAUAGCCAUUAGAAUCCAUGUCUUCCAUGCCUAGGACAAAAGCCAAUGAGUUUUGUGAACUAUCAGAAGAUCUUUAGCUAAACAUAGUGACAACAAUCCAGUACUGCAGCUGUUCCACUUAGACUGACCCUCUUAAUGUUGCUUUGAAAUCCAAACUUGUUAAUGCAUGGUGUGAGAGGGAGAAUGGAACAAUUUGACACAAAGAUGUAAAUGCUCUUAAGAUGUAUAGUGUUUCGAAAGAAGAACCACCAAAUUCAACUCUGUUUUUAGUAAAAUACCAGGGGGAGCUCAUGAACAACUGCUUCUGGCAUGCAAACCUCAACUCCAAUAUCAGAUCUUUCCAGUACUUUUGUCUUUGGAAUCAAAGUCUAUGGUUUCUUGGUCAAAUUUUCACAAUUGCAAGUGUUCCUUGAAAUGGGAGUGCGACUCUAAAUUAUUAUCAAGAGACAAAUAUAACAGACAUGGUCAAGAAAAUAAUGUUAUGACUGCUGAUGAUUCUGUCACAUGGACGUGUAACUAUAUGAAUAACUUUCUGUUUUUUCUUCCUUAAAAGAAACAAAGUAUUUGUAACAAAUAGGAAAUUUCCAUUUGCAACCUAAACUGGAUUACAAUAA
Messenger RNA from Trifolium pratense (red clover), 3661 nucleotides. RefSeq lists its product as uncharacterized. Bases 103 to 2574 code for a protein of 823 amino acids. Lineage: Eukaryota; Viridiplantae; Streptophyta; Magnoliopsida; Fabales; Fabaceae. The transcript has 7 exons. The record is from RefSeq and is a predicted model, not a curated record. Gene Ontology annotation, molecular function: protein binding.